Messenger RNA from Pecten maximus, 2725 nucleotides. RefSeq lists its product as uncharacterized. Bases 275 to 1429 code for a protein of 384 amino acids. The transcript has 4 exons. The record is from RefSeq and is a predicted model, not a curated record. NCBI's taxonomy places the organism in Eukaryota, Metazoa, Mollusca, Bivalvia, Pectinida, Pectinidae.
ACACCCAAAACGUUCGUGUAAAUCUAAUAAAUGUAAACAUUGUCCCAAAUUAUAGCUAUCCUAGCCAUGCAAUAAAAUUUGGAUACGCUUGAUGAUAAGUGCGCACACAAAACAUUAUCGUUAAUGAAUCGAUAUGGAGAUCUAUAACUAUUUACGUUUCGUACUCAUUGAAAAGGGGAUGCUAAUUCUAAUAAUUAUUUACAAUUCACAUUACUAGGUACAAUUUACACCAAUAGCUUCAGUGAUAGGCAAAUCAAGCAAGGGCCGAAACAUCAUGAAAGUACUGAUUUCCCUGAUCCUGAUCGAGAGCAUGACAUUAGGGCAACGAACACGUACGAGGGAUAUUGCUGCUGAAGUAGACGUGUACGCGUCAUUACGGCCAUUCUCUUUGACGGAAUGUAUCAGCCAGUGUUUACAGAGGCCGAGGUGUAACUCCAUACUACUGGAGGAGAAGACCAAAACAUGUUUUCUUAACAGAAAGAUCGCAAAUACAUCUUUGAUCUGGAUCAGGGGAUACAAGUAUAGCGAGAAACCUUACUCAACAAACCAGAAAAGUGCACAAGAGUGCUUGUCUGUCAUGAAGGAAUGGGAAGAAUGUAAUAAAAAUGGAAUUAAAUAUUCUACGACACUAUCGAACACAAAAAUGAACACGGAAAUCCCUGGUUCUACAACACCUGCUAAGGCAACCCCCGGUACAACAACUGCUAAGACUACAUCCGGUAAAGCGACUUCUUCUCCAACAUCCGGUAUAACAACUGCUAAGACUACAUCCAGUAAAAAGACUGCUAAGACUACAUCCGGUACAACAACUGCUAAGACUACAUCCGGUAAAACAACUGCUAAGACUACAUCCGGUAAAACAACCUCUCCAGCAUCCGGUGCAACAGGUGAUAUUGCAACGUCAGAGGUAACAGCAACUGAGCCGACAUCAUCGAUUACCGACACCACAACCAAAGCCUCUGUUACUGUCAAACAGCCGUGUCCAUCUAAUUACCGUGCAAUCAUUAGAUUUGAUCCACCGAUCUGCUAUCGUAUUGAAAUGGUUGCAGCCAAUUUUAAUGAUGCUAAGUUGCUCUGCACGGCAGAGGGAUCUAAGCUCAUGCUUCCCGACAGUCGUGAGCGAUUAAAAGCAGUCAAUGAAGCCGUCUUUGAAGCGGCGAUCGGAACAACAACACCUCACAUGAUAUGGAUGGACGCUUCUCGUCCGCAAGGGACUUGGAAAACAAGUGACGAUUAUCAUUUUAAUUUUAACGAUUUUCUGAGCUCUCACUGGAGCGAAAAUCAGACGGAUUCGGGCAACUGUGUCAGUAUGCUUUUUACGCCACCAAGGGAUAUGUCUGGAUGGCUGGCUACUGAUUGCUCUGUAAAAGCCUGGUAUAUCUGCACCCCGACCACUGAGGAUGAUUACAGCUAUCCCCAGUACCCUUGAUCACGAUACAUGUAAAACACGUGAGUUUCACGUGUAACGUAUUUGACAUAUUUCUUUGUGAUAUGUGAAUGUUUCGUUAAUGCAUUGAAAUUAUAGCAAACGGUUUAACGGGGUUUUAUGAUUUUUGGUUUUAUCUAAAUCAUUUCAUCUGUUGAAAUAAUGUAUUUAUUUCUUUUUUAUUUUUGGGACAAUAACGGUUACAAGUACAGAAAUUGCUAUAAUUGUUGGACAUAAUGAUAAUUAUAAAUACAAUUGUAGAUCAGUCAUAAUCAUCACCAUCAAAUAACUAUCGCCUCUUUUUUGCAAUAAAUGGUGACUAAUAGGUAUUACAGAUAUAUAUCGUACACGCUAGGGCGGGGGAAUGUAACGACAGAUUAAUAAUUCCGUCCAAUAUCAACACAUACCAACUACACGAUCAAGGCACCAUUGAAAAGUAAUGCCGUCAUGUAACCAGGCAUAGAUAAUCCCCUACCAUAGCAACAUAUUUAGGUACUUACUAAUUUUCCGCCUACAUGACUCAACACAAUGUUAGGUUUCGUCUCUCGGGUUGUAGUGUGUGUGUGUGUUUUUGUUUUUUGUUUUUGUUUUUGUUUUGUGUUUUUUUGUGGGGGGGGGGGGGGGGGGGGUGCUACCCCUCCGUGUAACAAUACAUACCGUCACGGCUCAGUAUUUACAAAUAACCCUCUACUGUAGCAAUGCAUACAUUCAGUUUAAAGGUAAACUCGUUUCAGACAUAAAUGGCCAAGGUAAGUUAUACAGGCGUAGUUAAUACACCGAUAGGUAUUCAAUAUCUAAUUUGAAGAGUUUUAUUAAUAGCAAUCAUUUUAUGACCAUGGGACCUUUGGGAAACUUUACUUAUUGUCUUUACAUUUGGUUACAGAAAAUCUAAUUCAGUAAACCAUGUGAUACCACAGAAUGAAUUAUUGUAGGGAUUUCCUAAGGCUUCUCUGUGUACUGAUUUGUGUUUUACAUAAACAUCAGUCUAUAAACAACCUAGUAUCAACAUUGCCGUGAAGGUAGAAAAGGUAACAGUAAGAUGUUUUAAUUUGCAUAUUACGGGACGAGUGCACAUUUCACAAGCAACAUAAAAUGUGUACAUGCAUAUAUGUAUAAACAUUUAUAACACAAUCCUGCUUAAAAGGAAGUGUAACAGGUAGCAUGUGGUUCUCUUUAUCGCAUUUCAAGUAAGCAGAUUUUUAAAUUGUAAAGGUUGGUUUGAUAAGUAUGUUAUAAACACUGUAUAUUUUAUCUGAAUGGGUAGGUUGAAUAACAAUAAAAAAAAGUUUGUUAGAUCUA